Messenger RNA from Micropterus dolomieu (smallmouth bass), 505 nucleotides. Its product is annotated as cuticle collagen 10-like. The annotation marks the transcript as partial. NCBI's taxonomy places the organism in Eukaryota, Metazoa, Chordata, Actinopteri, Centrarchiformes, Centrarchidae. The transcript is spliced from 8 exons. The record is from RefSeq and is a predicted model, not a curated record.
GGAAGCAGAGGGGAAAACGGUGAUCGUGGACCAAAAGGAAACCCUGGCUUUCCUGGACCUCAGGUCGUUUUUGUUGUCUCUGCAGGGAAGCAGAGGGGAAAACGGUGAUCGUGGACCAAAAGGAAACCCUGGCUUUCCUGGACCUCAGGGUGAAUCAGGAAAACCUGGAGACCCGGGGUUAGCCGGACGUCGUGGCCCUAACGGACAGAAGGGCCAACCAGGAGAUCCGGGUGUUAAGGGUGCUCAAGGACCACAGGGGCCCAGAGGAACGCCGGGUCAGGAUGGCAGAGACGGUUAUGGACCUCCAGGACCCAAAGGUUCCAAGGGAGAUCCGGGUUUUCCUGGUUACCCUGGUCUGCCGGGUGAGGAAGGUCAGAAGGGAACCAAAGGAUAUCCAGGACGUGAUGGGAACCGAGGUCGAGGGGGGAACUCAGGCAGGCCGGGAGAAUCAGGCGGGUCCGGAGAGCCAGGACAUCCAGGACACGAUGUGAGUGGGAAUCAAUCA